Rhodotorula toruloides NP11 is the source of this 1716-nucleotide messenger RNA. Its product is annotated as Initiation factor 2B-related protein. Gene Ontology annotation, molecular function: S-methyl-5-thioribose-1-phosphate isomerase activity. The transcript has 7 exons. Bases 1 to 1716 code for a protein of 571 amino acids. Lineage: Eukaryota; Fungi; Basidiomycota; Microbotryomycetes; Sporidiobolales; Sporidiobolaceae. The record is from RefSeq and is a predicted model, not a curated record.
AUGUCCGAAUCAUACGAGCGCGGUCUCGAGAUUGCGUUCGCUGAGGCCGCAGGGCAGGAGUUCGAGAAGACGGAGCAGAGGGAGCGGGACCAAGCGAUGUAUCUCAUCGCCGAGAGCAGGCUGGGUCGAUGGACGCAUGAGUGGCAGGCCAUUGGCGAGGUCGAGAAGGAUCCGACGACGCUCAAGCCAGAGCACGUGUCGACGGCCUUCAGCAGCGUCAUCCUCCCUGACCUCCUCGACGAAGCGCUGUACCUCCUCUCCUCCCUUCCCGCUCUUUCGGCCCUCGACGCCUGCGACAUCGCGCUGAACGCCUUCGUGCAACUCGUUGAAGCUCGAGUGGGUGCUGGAGCUUUCAGGGGGAGUUGGCCUGCACAUGUCCCGCCGCCGACAUUGGCGACGCUCGACCUGCCGGACAACGUGGUCAAGUACCGCUUGAUGCUGUACUGGCGCGAUGUCGUCGCCCACCAGUUCGGCAUCGCCACUCCCGCUCACGCUGCUUCCCUCGCCGCUCUCUUCCUCCGCCUCCUUCUUCCCCUCAAAGCCCCAUGUCUCUCGCCUCAGACGUCGCUCGACACUUUCGUCCGCGCCGCGAAAGAAGCCGCCGUAUCUGAAGCAGCGCGAGUACGGCUCGCCGCGGCAAACAUCGAGAAGCUGGGGGUCGCCAAGAUCCUCGAGCGAGCUGCGAGGGAGAAGAGACCUGUCCUGCGCGUCGUCGUGGCUGGGAACAAUCCGCUUCUCUUUGGCGUCUUGCGAGAGUUGGUGCACUACGUUUCGACAAUCUCUGCCCAUCCAUACGCUUCCGUCAACCCUCACAUUCAUGCCCUUACUCGCGCUCUCGAAGUCGAAUGGGCGAGUCAACCGAAUGUCCUGCACAUCACCGUCGCUGAGAGUCGACCACUCUGCUCCGGUGCCGUCCUCGCCUCCCGUCUCUGGAACGUCGCGACGACCUCUCGCGAACGAGCGACCCAACUUCGCGCCCUCGCAACCAGCUACGAGAACCCGUACCUCCACCAUCCUCUUUCUCCCGGUCCAACUGCGACGCAACUACCGAACGGGUUACUCGGUCGACUUGCGCACGAGAUGGGCGUCGAGACGGAGGAUGCGCUCGGCGAGACGGGCGAGACGUACGGUCGCCUCAAUCGGCUACUCAAGCAGGCUGAACCUCGGGUCCUCGGUCAGCCGCCGCCGGCUGGGAUCGGUGGAGCGAAGGUGAAGGUCGAAGUCGCGCCGGACAAUGCGCUUGGAGCUGUAUUGAAGGCGACAAAGGCGGAGAAGGGCGCGGGUCAAGCGGUUGUCUUGCUCGCGGCCGAGGCGAUUCUGCCGGGGAAGGCGGGCGACGUGGUCGCUGAGAUGGGCUCGUGGAUGCUGGCGGAUAUGGCGACGAAGCAGGGCGCCAAGGUCUUCGUCAUCGCCACAUCCGACACCAUCCUCCCGCCCUCCAAUCCCUCUCCACCCCUCGCAAAUCACGACCCGACAGAGCUACUCGCAGGCUGGUCGGGCACCCUCGCAGCCGAGACGAACGACCUCGAUGGCUUCGCUCGCGCUUUGGCGGACGAGGGACAGCCUGACUUAUCGGUCGUCACGGCGGCAAGCGAGGUCGUGCCGGGUGGGUUGAUAGACGGGUAUAUCACCGACAAGGGCUUCCUCAGCGCCGCAGGAUGUGCAGUGCUUGGCGCAGAGCGAGGAGACGCAGAAAAGCAGUUGUUGGACUUGUGA